Messenger RNA from Botrytis sinoallii, 621 nucleotides. RefSeq lists its product as uncharacterized. Bases 1 to 621 code for a protein of 206 amino acids. The record is from RefSeq and is a predicted model, not a curated record. Gene Ontology annotation, cellular component: Prp19 complex; catalytic step 2 spliceosome; precatalytic spliceosome. Gene Ontology annotation, biological process: mRNA processing. The transcript has a single exon. NCBI's taxonomy places the organism in Eukaryota, Fungi, Ascomycota, Leotiomycetes, Helotiales, Sclerotiniaceae.
AUGCCUCUCAUAAACGAAAUCCAUGAAUCCCUCCCAUACAUCGACAUCGAACCUACCCCCUCCGAACGCGCCGCCGCCGAAUCCCUCAUAACCAGCUCGCUCGAGCCCAACUCCCCAUCCACACCACACCCCUCUCUCCCGGCUCUUCUCCCCUCCAAUCUCUCCCCCGCCCUCACCGCAGAACACGCUCGCAUAUCCUCUUCAACCCCUCCACCCCCUCUAAAAGCCAUCGACCUAACCCGCUACGAAACACUCUCCCCCGCAGAUUCGACGCUCCCAGCUCAGACGCUCCUCUCCCAAGCCUACACCUCUCAAACCUAUUUAAAUACGCGUCUUACCAAUCUCUCUCUCCUCGAUCAAUUUGGGAAAAAUGCUUGGUUGAUUGGAAACGCGCAGUUGGAGGAUAUAUUGAAGGGGUUGGAGAGGGAGGUCGCCGCAAAGAAAGAUGAGAUUGAUCUUGUGGUAAUUGGGAGGAAGAAUGCACAGGAGGCGGCGGAGGCGGAGAUUAGGGGUCUAGAGGAAGGGUGGAAGAAGGGUAUCGGGAGGGUGUUGGAGACAGAGGUGGCAGCUGAAGGUAUUAGGAGGGAGAUUUUGGACAGGAGAAGAGCAGGUGCUAGCUAA